Molecule: messenger RNA, 1143 nt
Organism: Lichtheimia ornata
Lineage: Eukaryota; Fungi; Mucoromycota; Mucoromycetes; Mucorales; Lichtheimiaceae
Exons: 7
Coding region: 1-1143 (380 amino acids)
Biological process (GO): protein import into peroxisome membrane
Cellular component (GO): peroxisomal membrane
Molecular function (GO): protein-macromolecule adaptor activity
Source: RefSeq, a predicted model, not a curated record
AUGCUGCAGUCGUUGAAAAAGUACACGAGGCGGCAUCGUGGCGGCAUUCUCGUCACUGCAGCCAUUGGUGGUGGAAGCUACCUGAUCGGCCGUUAUGCAGCUGGCAAGAUUCGAGACCAUCAACAACAUGCGAAUAGCAAAGAAACGUUGCGACGACUCUUUCAGCAAAACCAAAACGAUUGUGUCUUUACGGUCCUAUCUCUCUUGCCGACUUUGGGUGAACAAAUCUUUAAAGAGAUAAAUGUCGAGACAUGUUGGCAAAAGCUGCAACGAUCAAGGAAGCUCGAGAAACAGCAAUCAGAUGAUGAUGAUAAGGAUCAGGAAGGGAUUUUGGACAAAGAAACCAAGUAUCUACUUUGGGAGGAAAUCAAAGAGAAGAGCUUCAUACGCACAUUCACGUCGAUUUAUUCAGUUACCUUGUUGAUCCUCUUGAUGCAAAUCCAGCUGAACAUCCUUGGACGCUGCAAUCGUUACGAAUGGUCAGCUGGUACACGUAGCGAACCAACGCUUCAUCUACAGCAGAGCCCAUCCAUCGACCCACAGACUGAAGAUGUGUAUCUCGGAGCAUGUUGGUGGCUAUUGCAUAGAGGAUGGAGACUUUGCUACCAACAAGUCAAAGAAGCAGUGGAUGAGACCUUAAAGAGCGUAUCGCUGAAACGAUUGAUCAACUACAAGGAUGCAAAAGUGAUCACCCAACAAUUACGACGGCACAUAGAAUGGGAUAGUGAUGGUGCAUUAUCAGAAAGUAUACGGUCUUGGAUGUUACCACAGGACUUGGAUGGCACUAGAGAACUUUUGGAUAAAACAGGCGUUGGGGAUGACUUUCCACGGCUAUCAUCAAUCAAGUUGAGAUCACUGCUGGAUGAGACAAGGGCAUACAUUAAUAGUGAUGCAUUUUCCCAUGUCCUCAAUUCAUGUCUUGACCAAGCCUUUGGUGUCUUUUAUCGACAUGCUUUUGCCGAACCGCUUGUGGAUGAUAACCAAGCAGCAACUAAAAAGACAACGCUGGCCAAUCUUUUACCUGGUGUCAGUCGACAGGCUCAUCUUGUGAUAUCCGGAAAUGAAUAUCUUAAUGAAUUUGUUUAUAGCAAAGAACUCGAAGCUUUUUCUGCCAUCAUUUACACCCAAAACGCCAUAGAUUAA